Messenger RNA from Plenodomus lingam JN3, 837 nucleotides. The record is from RefSeq and is a predicted model, not a curated record. NCBI's taxonomy places the organism in Eukaryota, Fungi, Ascomycota, Dothideomycetes, Pleosporales, Leptosphaeriaceae.
AUGGCCGGUGCGAGUGGUCUUCUUCCUUCCCGCCUGCCAUUCUUCACUCUGACCGGCGCCCUCGAAGCCCUUCCAGAAGCUUUCCCGGUCCAGCAAGAGGCUCGGCCGCCUCAGCACGACCCAUUGCAUUGGCGGCCGCUUGAUUUCCCUCCCCCAGCUGUGCCUAGGCUGUCGGAUGGCCCCGGCUCAAGGCUGGAAUGGCGCGAUGCAUCAAAACAGCACGAUCCAUCCAACCUGUCUACGUGCCAGCCAGUUCCACGAUGCCCACACAUCUGUUUCUUUUUCUUUCCCUUUCAUCGACUGCCCAUCGCGGCAAUGAGUGUAUGUGUGUGUGUGUGUGUGCCGAGUCUAGCCUCCAAGUACCGUUACCGUACAAGUAACCAGGCCGGACCGGAGCCAUCGUUGCGUGCAUCUGACACGGGCCAGCGACAUGGACUUGCACGCCUGGGCGCUGCGUCGUCAUGUCCCACACACACUCAAAGUCUCCCCCCGCCCGCCGCCGUCCCAGCAAGGAAGCCUUCUGGAAGCCUUGGGAGGGCAAAGUGGCCAACGACACCCGGUCACGCCGGUCGGCGAUGGCGGCGGGCGGAGCGGCGGGCGGCCUUUUUCUUUUUUUCCCUUUUUCUUCUUGGGCUCGAGACAGCGGUCGUCGUUCACGUCCCCUCGUCGACACUGGACUGGACUGGACUGGACUGGGUUGCCGUGCGCGGGCAGAUCGCACGACUCGCCAAAAGACACUGUGGGCCUGUGGCCUGGGUGCACACUCACUCAGAACCUUGUUCGGUCGGUCCGCUUGCAGCCGCUGAUCUUUCUUCUUCUCCACGACUGCCUGACUGA